AGUACUGCACUUCUGUAUUUUGUUUUGGCGAUGAAGCAUCUUGUAAAAAACGAGAGGAUUAUCUGGAAUGGCCUGAAUAUUUUAUGGCAGUUGCGUUUUUGUCAGCACAGAGAAGCAAGGACCCAAGUUCUCAGGUUGGUGCCUGUAUUGUAAAUUCAGAAAACAAGAUUGUUGGAAUCGGGUACAAUGGGAUGCCUAAUGGCUGCAGUGAUGAUGCACUACCUUGGACAAGAACAGCAGCACAUAGAUUAGACACAAAGUAUCCUUACGUUUGCCAUGCUGAACUGAAUGCCAUCAUGAACAAAAACUCAGCUGAUGUGAAAGGGUGCAGCAUGUAUGUUGCCUUAUUUCCAUGUAAUGAAUGUGCAAAGCUCAUCAUCCAGGCAGGUAAGAAGUAGUGCCAGCCUGAUUUGUCAGUGUUGCAGUGCUGCUUUCUCAUCGAUAUCAUGGAUGUAUUUGAUGUUAAAUUGCUGCUGUUAGAUCUAAAUUAAUUGCACUGUCAACUUCAUAAGAUGCUACUUGUGGGUUGUGUUUUUUUUGUUUUUUUUU
Molecule: messenger RNA, 549 nt
Organism: Meleagris gallopavo (turkey)
Lineage: Eukaryota; Metazoa; Chordata; Aves; Galliformes; Phasianidae
Source: RefSeq, a predicted model, not a curated record